Abrus precatorius (Indian licorice) is the source of this 750-nucleotide messenger RNA. RefSeq names its product expansin-A1-like. The record is from RefSeq and is a predicted model, not a curated record. The coding region runs from base 4 to 750 and encodes 248 amino acids. Gene Ontology annotation, biological process: plant-type cell wall organization. NCBI's taxonomy places the organism in Eukaryota, Viridiplantae, Streptophyta, Magnoliopsida, Fabales, Fabaceae. Gene Ontology annotation, cellular component: extracellular region. The transcript has 3 exons.
AAAAUGGCGCUUUUGGGGCUUCUCUUUGUGGGAUUUCUCUCGCUUGGCUCAUAUGUCUCUGCGGCUGGUUAUGGUUGGAUUAAUGCUCAUGCAACCUUUUAUGGAGGGGGUGACGCCUCUGGCACUAUGGGUGGAGCAUGUGGAUAUGGGAACUUGUAUAGCCAAGGGUAUGGUACAAACACUGCUGCUUUGAGCACAGCUUUGUUCAACAAUGGGUUAAGCUGUGGGGCAUGUUUUGAGAUUAAGUGUGUUAAUGACAAAAGGUGGUGCCUUCCAAGUUCAAUUGUGGUCACUGCAACCAAUUUCUGUCCACCAAACAAUGCACUCCCAAAUAAUGCAGGUGGAUGGUGCAACCCUCCCCUUCACCAUUUUGAUCUUUCCCAACCUGUCUUCCAACAAAUAGCUCAAUACAGAGCUGGAAUAGUACCCGUGGCUUACCGAAGGGUCCCUUGCCAAAAGAGAGGGGGCAUCAGAUUCACAAUCAAUGGCCAUUCAUACUUCAACCUAGUUCUAAUUACCAACGUUGGUGGUGCUGGUGAUGUUCACGCAGUUUCCAUCAAAGGUUCAAGAACUAAUUGGCAACCAAUGUCAAGGAACUGGGGUCAGAACUGGCAAAGCAAUACUUACCUUAAUGGUCAAAGCCUGUCCUUUAAGGUUACUACUAGUGAUGGACGCACCGUGGUCUCUUACAAUGUUGCACCUGCGGGCUGGUCCUUUGGUCAAACCUUCUCUGGCCACCAAUACCUUUAA